AUGUCACGUUACGGUGACUGUAAAGUGUAUGUCGGAGAUUUAGGUAACAAUGCAAGCAAACCUGAACUUGAAGACGCAUUUUCAUAUUAUGGACCUCUAAGAAACGUCUGGGUAGCAAGGAACCCGCCCGGCUUCGCUUUUGUAGAAUUCGAAGACCCUCGUGACGCUGAAGAUGCGAUACGUGGUCUGGACGGACGCACAAUUUGUGGGCGACGUGCUCGAGUAGAGAUGUCUAACGGCGGGCGAGGUUAUGGAGGACGGGGGCCACCACCACGCUCUCGACUACCUCCUAGACCGUAUGAUGACCGCUGUUAUGACUGUGGAGAUAGAGGACAUUAUGCUCGGGACUGCACACGCCGUCGUCGCCGCAGUCGGUCAAGGUCCCGUCGUCGUACGCGCUCCCGCUCGCCACGCUCUGGAUCCCGUUCCCGUAGUCGCAGCCGCUCUCGCUCCCGCUCUAAGGCACGGUCUAUGUCGCGGUCAAGAUCUCGUUCUCCAUCCAAGGACUCGAAAAAAUCGAACUAA
Molecule: messenger RNA, 525 nt
Organism: Spodoptera littoralis (African cotton leafworm)
Lineage: Eukaryota; Metazoa; Arthropoda; Insecta; Lepidoptera; Noctuidae
Source: the annotation of a GenBank genome assembly